GAAUUCAUUCAGACGUCGCGUCGGCAACACGCGCGCUGCUCCCCCUAGCGAAAAAAACACACACACAAAACACACAAAAACCGAACACCCAAAUCCAACUCACAAAAAUUCGUAAUAAAAUAAUACGCGCAGCGCGUUCGCACCGCAGGCGUACAAGUUAUAGAAAAUCAAAGUGAAUAAUCCAAGAGAAAUAAUAUCUGAGAGAUAAACCAAGGGCCAUCCAAACCAUCCAUCCCCAAUGGCCGCUACAACACGUGUGUGCUAUUCACCCAAGUGAUCCAAAAGCAAAUUCCCCCCCACAAAUCCAAAUAAAACAAAAAAAAACAGGAGAACUUCAGCGGAAGCGUAAACCCCCCAAAACAAUAACGAAUCACAGCAAAAAAGCAUUCCAGAUGUUGUCCUGCCUGGCGCCGUCGUCUACACGUUUUGGCCAAGAGGAUAACAGCAUCAUACAGCAGAGCAUGCCAUCGUCCACAGCCUUCACAAUGCAGUUUCCCUCUUUGGCUUCCAGUCUGCACCACCACCAGGCACCGCACAGCAAGCCGAGCAAUGGCUCCGGCGUUGGCAGCCAGGAGCAGCACGCACAGCCAGGUGUCUCCGUUGAUGAUUUCCUGGUCAAGUGCACGCAGUGCCACAAACGCUUCACAGAGUUUCAGUCCCUCAGCGAACACAUUGCCAGCGAGCAUCCGCACGAUAAGCUGAACUUUGAGGCGAGUCGCGGCUCCAGCGGCGCUGUGCAGCCGGAGAGCGAUGCCGAGGAUGAGCAGAGCAAUCUGAGUGGCAGCCGCUAUGCCAAGUCCCCUGCGACCAACACCACCACCCAUGCCAACCCCAGCAACAACAACAACAGCGAUCUGGCCAAGAACCACAACAACAACAACAACAACAGCAACAGCAGUAAGCUCUCACCCAUGUGCUCGCCCGGAUCGGGGGGUCCCGCCGCAGAUCUCUUUGCCCACCUCUCACACGGAACCCCGCCCCAGCUGCCACCCCACCUGCACGCUCAGUUCAUGGCUGCCGCCGCUUUGGCCAUGCAAUCGGCACGCUCCGUCAGCUCCUCCGCCAGUUCGCCCAACAGUCACCAUCACCAGCAGCAGUCGCACCACCACCAGCAACAGCAACAGCACCACCAGCAGCAGCAUCAGCACCUCCUCCAGCAACAGCAACAGUCGCAGCAGCAACAGCAGCAGCAGCAGAUGGCCAUGCAGCAGCUGCUGCCGCCACAGCUACCGGGGAGCAACAGCAGCGUGGGCAGCAAUUCCGCCUACGAUCUGGAUCUGAGUGCCCCACGAUCCACCUCCAGUCCGGGCUCCACCACGGGCGACCUGAGCGGCGCCUACCCCUGCAUGCAAUGCACCGCCGCCUUCAGCAGUCGCGAGCAGCUGGAGCAGCACGAGCUCCUCCACUCGCCCACUGGGGGCCAGCCUACGGCACAAAAUGUCUCUCAGACUUGCCGUAUCUGCCACAAAGCCUUCGCGAAUGUCUACCGCCUGCAACGGCACAUGAUCAGCCACGAUGAGUCGGCGCUGCUACGAAAAUUCAAGUGCAAGGAGUGCGACAAGGCGUUCAAGUUCAAGCACCACCUGAAGGAGCAUGUGCGCAUCCAUUCCGGCGAGAAGCCCUUCGGCUGCGACAACUGCGGCAAGCGUUUCUCGCACUCUGGCAGCUUCUCCUCCCACAUGACCUCCAAGAAGUGCAUCAGCAUGGGCCUGAAGCUAAACAACAAUCGGGCGCUGCUCAAGCGCCUGGAGAAGAGUCCUGGCUCCGGGCCCCGCCGUUCGCCUUCGGACCUGCAAGGCCCCAAAAACGGUGCCGGAAAGAUGUCUGAUCAGCAGUCCCUGCCUCCACUGCCCAAUCCCAUGAUCUACUUUGCCGGCGAGGCACAAGCGCAGGCUGCGGCCGCUAAUGGAGCCCCUCCACCGUUCUACCCUAACUACAUGAAUGCUGCCCUGCUGGCCUUCCCCAAUCCCUUCAUGGCAGCGGCCCUGGACCCCCGCGUCCACCCCUACAGCAUACAGCGGCUCCUGGAGCUGACGGCCGCCGGACAACAGCAGCAACAACAACAGCAGCAGCAGCGCGAGGAACGCGAGGAGCGGGAGCAGCACGAAGAGCCUGCGACGCCGGAGGAGCCAAAGCUGGUCAUGGACAUCGACGAGGCUGAGGCCAAGGAGCGUUUGGUGCCACAGGCGAGCCCGCAAACCAUGCCAGAGGAGAUUGAACCGGUUGUUGCCGUGGCCACAACUCCCAUCAAGCAGGAGACCAGCCGAGAGCCCACCCCACUCCCGGAGAGUGCACCGCCUUCGCCCAAGUCAUUUAAGCAAGAGCAGGAGGAGCCUCGCUCCCUGGAGGAGGAUCAGCCCAUGGAAUCGACUCAACCUGAAGCAACUGCCUCUUCCCCCAACAAUACCCCCGUCGAGCUGCGGUGCAGUCGAUGCGACAAGCAGUUCAAUCACCACACAGAGCUGGUGCAGCACGAGAAGGUUCUCUGCGGCCUGAUCAAGGAGGAGCUGGAGCAGCACUACCACCAGCAGCAGCACCAACAGCAGCAGCACCAACAGCUACAGCAGCAUGAACAACUCCAGCAUCAGCAGCAGCAGGCAUCCUUUGCGCUGCCCUCUGCCAGCGAGGAUGACGACGAGGAGGAGGAGCGCGAGAACGACAAUGACGCAGAGCAGCGUCCAGACAGCAACGAGCGCAAGGUGCGCGUCCGCACGGCCAUUAACGAGGAGCAGCAGCAGCAGCUGAAGCAGCACUACGCGCUCAAUGCGCGGCCGAGUCGCGACGAGUUCCGAAUGAUUGCCGCCCGCCUCCAGUUGGAUCCACGCGUGGUCCAGGUAUGGUUCCAAAACAAUCGCUCACGAGAGCGAAAGAUGCAGAGCUAUGCGAGUGUCCACACGACAGCCCCAGCCACCAACGAAGUGCCCACCACUCCGGUUUCCAGCCGUCCCACAACCGAGGAUCAGCCCCUGGAUCUGUCCGUGAAGCGUGACUCCUUGACGCCCAAGAGCGACCACUCCGCCGUGUACGGAUUGCCCCAGCAACAGGCUGCCGGACAGCCAGCACCCGCCGACUUCCAGGAGGCCAUCAACCUGAGCCGCAAGUUCUCCAGUUCGGCCUCCAUGUCGCCAGCCUCGCUUUCGCCCUCGUCGGGUGCCUCUCUGCAGCAAUCCUCUGCAGCUGCCGCCGCCGCAGCUGCAGCGCUCUGGCCAUUUGGCGGCCCGCCUCCGUCGCCGCCCAGCCAGCACGAGGCCACGUCCGCCCAGCACUGCUCUACGCCGCGCGGUGGCCAGGCCUUCCCUGGACUCCAGUACAUGCUGCCAAUGCAGCGACUGCCCAUGGAGGCGCUCUUCCAGAUGCGCCCUGGCGGCGAGUACGCCCCCAAUCCCCUGAUGAACAGUAUUAAGAUGCCCGACUUCCGUGGCACCAGCCUCAGUCCGGGCGGCUCCGAGAAGCGCUCCUGGCGUGACGAUGACUCGCGCAUCUCCCACGAGGACGACUUUGGCAACGGCCUGAUGCCGCCCAAGCCACGCCGAGGCAAGGCCGAAACCCACGGGCAUGCCGGGGAUCCGGAUCUGCCAUUCGUCUGCGACCAGUGCGAUAAGGCUUUUGCCAAGCAGAGCUCCCUGGCGAGGCACAAGUACGAGCAUUCCGGUCAACGACCCUACCAGUGCAUGGACUGCCCGAAGGCCUUCAAGCACAAGCAUCACCUGACGGAGCACAAGCGUCUGCAUAGCGGGGAGAAGCCCUUUCAGUGCUCCAAGUGCCUGAAGCGCUUCUCCCAUUCGGGAAGCUACAGCCAGCACAUGAACCACCGCUACUCCUACUGCAAGCCAUACAGGGAAUAGGUAAGCGACACCUCAGUGCCGCCCACCUGCGCCUCAGCAGCCGCCUCAGGAACGGGGCCACCGGCGCCCAGCGGUCGCCGUGGUCGCGGCCAGUCAACCGCCGCCCGUUCCCAGGCCAGCAGCAGCACUUACCCGCCGCAUCCACAUCCGCACCAGCAUCCACAUCAGCACCAGCAUCAGCAUCCACUGGCGGCUAUGGCCGCCUUUCAGCAGCAACAGCAAAGGAUGCACCAACAGCAGCAACAGCAUCAGCGUCUGUCCUGGCCACCGUCCGUGCCUGGUGCUGGAGUGAUGCUGCCACCACCAUCCAAUCAACAACAACAGCAGCAGCAACAGCGUCCCACGGCGCCGCCACCACCUCUGCUUUCGGGCUCAGGAUUUGGGCAGCCGCCACCGCAGUUCUUUCACCAUGCCGGCCUGCUGCCACCGCCUCCACCACCAGCCCCAACAUCGGGGGCGGGAAAUGUGCGAUUCGCUGCACCACCAACGCCGCCCUCGGGCGUUCCGUCCCACGGCGCCUUUGAUUUCUUCAAUGCCAAAAUGUUGCUACACUAGGCACGCGCGGUGGGUGUCUUUGCUAGCCGCGAAACGGUAGUGGCGACGGGUGCGUGUCCCGGCUUCAACCUACAAUAACCGCUAAAUGUGAACGAUAACAGUGGUCGUUAACAGUGCACUUACAUGCUGUACUUAAGAAAAACAGAAACAAAAAACCGAAAUGAAACAGAAAUCUCAAAAAUGUGCAGGAACACGUAGAAGGAGAUAGAGUGCACCCUAGACAGAGACAGAGCGAUAGAUGAGAUAUUUUUUAUAGAAAUAUAAACGAAAAGAAGGAAGAAGGAGGAAAGGAGAGAGCUUGAUCGAAUCCAAGAAGAGCAGGAGGAGAAGAAACCUUUCGUUGGAGCGAAUUUAUUAUUAUUAUUUUACAAUGUUGCAUCCAUUUUGUUUUUAGUAUUUGCUUAGUUUAACAUCAUUUUGUUUUUAGUUUACCGCCUAAGUUCUGGCCAGUUUUUGGCCAGUGCCCAAACCCAACCCCAUCCCGAACUCCCUGCCCCAUUUGAUAUACAUGCAUAGAGUGUAUCUAUAUUUUUGUAUACUAUAUUUAUGUAUAGUUUCCCCAGUACCAAGUACUGCAGAAUACUCAGAAGUACUUUAGUUUCCACUCCUUGAUGGAAUAAAUGUUUAUUUCUUAUAGUUUUUACAUCGGUUUAUAUCGUUUAUGUUUAAGCGUUCGAGCCAGGAUGGGUUACCUACCAUUUGCAUUCAAUUCCUCAAAAAAACACACAGAAAACUUCCGGACCAAACAAACAGAUUAUGAACCACAGACAAUAUCCCCGAGGACUCAAAAGUAUUACCCCCAGCGUGAAAACUGUAUUAAAGACCCUAAGAACCCUCCCCUCUUCAGAUGGAAAACCCACCGCUUGCAGCGCGUUUCAAGCUCUUCUACUUAAGGCAUACCACCCCCUAUUAUAAUCCUCUCGAAUUACGCUUCUAACCCGCCACCACCACCGCUCGAAUCAUCGAUACAGAGAGAGGUUGAGAGAGAACACACCUACUAGAUCAUUCCAUUCGGCCAGAGGUGAGGCUCCCACACUCGAAGGGGGUCUCUCUCAUGGGUCGCCUCAUGCAUUUAGGCCUUCUGCCGGGCUGCUGCUAAAGAACACCCCACUAAAACUACAACUAAAACUAAAGCUAACUCUAAACUAAACCACAACUAAUAUUUAAUAUAUAUACGAACCUAAACCUAAACCUACAACUAAAGUUAAACGAAAACAAAAAGUUAAUUUGGCCUUAUUAAAGAUUAUUUAACAAUUAAAACAUUUAAAAAGUUUAGCCUGUAAAAUAAGAAGAAAAAACCAAAAACCUUUGGAAAAGUCUCGCAGAAAAGUAGUAGGAAAAUUCCAAGAAAAACCAAAAUAAGAUUAACCAUAAAAAAGUGUUUGCCAUGACAAUAAAUUUAUAUAAUGUAAAAGAUAAUGCUUUCGAUUCUAGCUCAAAUUUCAACUUCAAUUCUAAUCGUUUUCCACCUCAGCCUGCGCCUCCGCACAAAUAUAAUUCUAUAAUUACGUAAUCCAACACAAAUAUGUACACAAAAAAGGUUUCCCAAACAACGAACAUUUUCUUUGUCCUAGGAUUUUCUUGCUUUUCCACAGACCUCCCCAAACAAAAAAAAUGAGAACAAGAAGAACUCACAAAAAAAUGCAUUUAAUACUUAAUUCAUUUUUAUAUAUUUGUAUUUUAACUGAAGGAUCGAUCGGUGGCAGGAUCGAAGGAUAUAUAUAUAUAUAUGUGUAUAUACAUAUAUUUUUUGUAAAUUAUUUCGCCAAAACACAAAGCUAGAGAAUCCAAAAAACAAAACCCAAAACAAAGCGCAGAUUUCGGAAAUGAAAACAGAGCCCGCAAAAGUUUUAGCAUAAAUUUAACAAUAAUUACUAUUACUACCAAUGAAUACUUAGCCUAGUUAAAGCCCCCCAACUUCCCCUUACUCCCACGCCCUUAACAAGAACAAAAUGUUAACUUAAAAAUUUAAACUAAAGAAACGAAAAAAAAAAACUUACUUUUAAGCGCAAAUAUUUUGUGGUUUGUGAUGGGAGUCGACGGAUAUUUGCACUCUAGGGCCUUAUAUGAGAUACACAAAACACACACGAUUGUUAGUUAUUUAAAGGAUAAUGGAUAAACACUUAAUGGAAAGGAUUGAGAGCCUUGCAUCGUUUUUACUAUAUACCUAUAUGUUCCAAACUACUACCUUGUUUUCUACUUCCCCAACUAUCCCCCAAAGAACACUCUCUGUUAAAGUUGUUUCACCCUCAAACACACACACACUCUUUAUGUAAAUAAGCCACAGAUAUAGUAUAUACAGAUAUAUAUAUGUAUAUGUAUGUGUAGGAUAUAUACGGAGCAGAAAGCAGUCGAAUGUAUUAUUUGUUUUAUUUGUAUGUUCAACAAUAGAGCGAUCCCUAAAUUAAGCGAAAGCCAAGCCUAAGCAUCAAAUGUUCAUUUUUUAAUUGCUCUACAGAGAACACCCGCUAAAAGAAACACCCAAGAAAAGAAUACACUAAAAGAGAGUUGAAAGAGAUAGAUAGAGAGAGAUAACGAUUCAGAUAACUUAUAUUUCAAAUAUUACGCAUAAAUGUAUUUUAAUCAAAGUAAGCAAACAAAAACGAACGAUUCAAUGAUUCAAUGGAUAAAAAACAUGCAUUCAUAUAAAUGAAUAAAACCUUUUUGUCUUGAUACAUUUACAAAAAAA
This is a messenger RNA of Drosophila guanche, 7089 nucleotides long. It is a transcript of the gene zfh1, whose product is annotated as zinc finger protein 1. NCBI's taxonomy places the organism in Eukaryota, Metazoa, Arthropoda, Insecta, Diptera, Drosophilidae. The record is from RefSeq and is a predicted model, not a curated record. Gene Ontology annotation, molecular function: DNA-binding transcription factor activity, RNA polymerase II-specific; RNA polymerase II cis-regulatory region sequence-specific DNA binding. The transcript is spliced from 5 exons. Gene Ontology annotation, biological process: regulation of transcription by RNA polymerase II; anatomical structure development. Bases 393 to 3845 code for a protein of 1150 amino acids.